This is a messenger RNA of Rana temporaria (common frog), 1474 nucleotides long. RefSeq names its product down-regulator of transcription 1 (gene DR1). Gene Ontology annotation, biological process: positive regulation of transcription by RNA polymerase II; chromatin remodeling; RNA polymerase II preinitiation complex assembly. NCBI's taxonomy places the organism in Eukaryota, Metazoa, Chordata, Amphibia, Anura, Ranidae. Gene Ontology annotation, cellular component: negative cofactor 2 complex. The record is from RefSeq and is a predicted model, not a curated record. Bases 320 to 847 code for a protein of 175 amino acids. Gene Ontology annotation, molecular function: TBP-class protein binding; protein heterodimerization activity; general transcription initiation factor activity. The transcript is spliced from 3 exons.
CCGGAAGUGGAGAGCAGUACGCCGCGCUUCCCCCCAGACGCCGCUUCCGGUUGGAGAAGGCUCUCUCCGCCGGGAUGUUCCCGUGACCGGCACCAGCCCGCCGCCUCUAUAAUCCCCCGAGCCGUGUCCCCUGGUCCCCGGCGUGCAGCCUCUGAGCCCCGACCAUGUUGUGAGGAGGAAAAGGAGCAGGGAGCCGGCGCCGUCUUCUCUCUCCGUUCUUUUAGCGAGGCCUGUGUGGAUUCAUCGGCUUUGUUUUUAUAGGGUCCUCCACGCCCCCUCCCCGGUGUCAGCACCUUCUCCUGCCCGCCGCCCCGGAGACAUGGCUUCCUCCUCCGGGAACGAUGACGACCUCACCAUCCCCCGGGCUGCCAUCAACAAGAUGAUCAAAGAGACUUUGCCCAGCGUGCGGGUGGCCAACGAUGCCCGGGAACUGGUGGUCAACUGCUGCACCGAGUUCAUCCACCUUAUCUCCUCCGAGGCCAAUGAGAUCUGCAACAAGUCCGAGAAGAAGACCAUCUCCCCGGAGCAUGUCAUCCAGGCACUAGAAAGUUUGGGAUUUGGUUCCUAUAUCAGUGAAGUAAAAGAAGUUCUGCAAGAGUGCAAAACGGUAGCAUUAAAAAGAAGAAAGGCCAGUUCACGUCUUGAAAACCUUGGCAUUCCCGAAGAAGAACUUCUAAGGCAGCAGCAAGAAUUAUUUGCAAAAGCCAGACAGCAACAAGCAGAGUUAGCCCAACAGGAAUGGCUUCAGAUGCAGCAAGCUGCACAGCAGGCACAACUCGCAGCUGCUUCAGCCAGUGCAAGCAACCAGGCAGGCUCAUCACAGGAUGAGGAGGAAGAUGAUAUCUGAAUCUUCCUGGCUGCGUUUUCUAUCCUCCUGAAUAGUUCUUGCCUGCACAGUGAAAUCCGUGUUGGGGGGGGAAAAAAAACGCUUACCUGGAAUUUUUUUUUAUGUGUCUAUGGUGGACUGGUCAAUUGGUAUUGUAGGGAUGUCUGUAAAGUCUCUGCUCCUAUGUCCUAAACAUGUACAAAACCCCCUUUGAACUGUCGACUCACUUAAGGUUCAGUAUCAUAUCAGUAGAGAAUUUUUAAUGGUCUUUAUGGAAUUUUAUAUUAGCAAUGAGUCAUUUACUUGAUCAAUAAGCAGUGUUAAACCAAACUACAACUUUAUUAAAUAGUGAGAUUUAUACAGAAGCUCUAAAAACCUAUUUGCAUUUCCCUUUUAACUAAACUUAAAGAAAAAAAAAAAUCUUAGGAGUUUUUUUUAAUUUUUGGGGAGGGGUGGGGAUGGGGGAUGUAUAUUGUUCUGACAGGAAUACAAUUAAUUUCAUUGUAAAUGUUGAAUAACAUUUUGCCUCUUUGGAAUAUGGCACAUAUGAAAGGGCCAUAGAGUUGUAUAAUGUGCAGUUUGGAUGCAAAGCUGUGUAAGCAUCCUAUCUGAUUGUGUAUAUAUCUAUAUAUAUGUGCCCAUACUGAA